CUGCCGUUGGGAGGUUCUUGUCAACCCCCCUGAAGGAGAUUAUUUGUUUUCAUAUUCUACAUAAGAAUAGUUCAGAGAGGUUAAUUGACUUCCUCACGGUCACGCAGCCAGUGGUAGCAGAGCUAGGAUUUAUAGUUCCCGCUUGAAAAGCCCGAGAGUGUCGGCUUAACCCUCUGGGACCUGCGGACUGGGGAGGCAAGGUAGAGCCAGCUGUGUGGAGCUUUGAGGCCAGCAGCCCAGAGAGAAGCAGUGAAAUCCUGGAGUCCAGCUGAAAUGAACUGGCCUCCUUGAGCCGGCCCCAGCCCCUGUGCCAGGCCAGGCCUCUGUCCCAGCACUGAGCACUGAACCUGAGUCACCGUUGGAUCCAUGUCACUUACCACUGGGCCAGAACAGCAUAGCACUCUAUGUUUUUUGAUCAUCCGAAGCAAAAUGAGCCUUGGCCUCCAGACCCAAUAAAGCAAAGAUUCCUCCCAUGGAGAAUAGCAGUGGUUCUUAAAACUUGAAGGGCCUACAGCCCCAGGGGGAUUAGCCAAAAGCAGGCUUGUUUUCUGCUCAGAACAGAGUGGCUGCCCUGAACCCAUCUUUCAUUAUGAUUCACACCAACCUGAAGAAAAAGUUCAGCUGCUGCGUGCUGGCCUUUCUCCUGUUUGCAAUCAUCUGUGUGUGGAAGGAGAAGAAGAAAGGGAGCUACUAUGAUUCCCUUAAGCUGCAAAUCAAGGAAUUCCAGCUGUUGAAAGGUCUGGAGAAACAGGCUGUAACUUCAAGCAGCACCCAGAACCCCCCCAAGAUCAACCAGGCCCUCAGCAUUCCCCGGGGCCCAGCCAAGCCCAAGCAUGAGGCCUCCUUCCAGGUGUGGAACAAGGACAGCUCUUCCAAAAACCUCAUCCCCCGGCUGCAGAAGAUCUGGAGGAAUUAUCUGAAUAUGAACAAAUACAAAGUGUCCUAUAAGGGGCCAGGACCAGGUGUCAAGUUCAGCGCAGAGGCCCUGCACUGCCACCUCCGGGAUCAUGUGAAUGUCUCCAUGGUAGAGUCCACAGAUUUUCCCUUCAACACCUCUGAAUGGGAGGGUUUCCUGCCCAAGGAGAACAUCAGGACCAAGGCUGGGCCAUGGGGCAGGUGUGCUGUGGUCUCAUCAGCAGGAUCUCUGAAGUCCUCCCAGCUGGGCCGAGAAAUAGAUGAUCAUGACGCAGUCCUGAGGUUUAAUGGGGCGCCCACAGCCAGUUUCCAACAAGACGUGGGCACGAAAACCACCAUUCGCCUGAUGAACUCUCAGCUGGUCACCACUGAAGGGCGCUUCCUCAAAGACAGUCUGUACAAUGAGGGAAUCCUAAUUGUGUGGGACCCGUCUGUUUACCAUUCGGAUAUCCCAAAGUGGUACCAGAGCCCUGACUACAGUUUCUUCGAGAACUAUAAGAGCUAUCGCAAGCUGCAUCCUGACCAGCCUUUUUACAUCCUCAAGCCCCAGAUGCCUUGGGAGCUGUGGGACAUCAUUCAGGAAAUCUCCCCAGAGGAGAUUCAGCCCAACCCCCCAUCCUCUGGGAUGCUUGGAAUCAUCAUCAUGAUGACAUUGUGUGACCAGGUGGAUAUUUACGAGUUCCUCCCAUCCAAGCGCAAGACCGAUGUGUGCUACUACUACCAGAAGUUCUUUGACAGUGCCUGCACGAUGGGCGCCUACCACCCACUCCUCUUUGAGAAGAAUCUGGUGAAACACCUCAACCAGGGCACAGACGAGGACAUUUACCUGCUGGGAAAAGCUACACUGCCUGGCUUCCGGAAAAUUCGCUGCUGAGCCUGGACUCCCGGAUCAGGUCCCCUAGCCCUUCUCCACCACAUCCGGGCAGGUCACGUUCCUGAACAAUCACAGCCUGCAUGAUGGGCCUUCUGUCACCAAGAGCCUCAGGCUGCAGGAGUUCCAACAGCAGGCAGCUAGGUCCAGCCUGCCCGGUAGCUGCAGAGGUGUGUGAGCCCAAAGCCUCCCGCUGCACACCUAGCAUUCUCUCCACGCCGCCUUUCCCUCCAGGGCUGCCAAAGCUGAGCUGUUUUCCCCCCAAGAAUGACGUUAUCCUCACAAACCAGCGCUCUCUGUUGCUCAACAUCUGCUCCUAGACAAUGAUUUCACGUGUUAAAGAAAGUCUCCCAAAUUAUGAUUGUGUGUGGGUACAGGGUAGCUCUGGGGAGCCAGGAAGUGGUCUGAGGCAUAGAAAACAUGCUCGAUUCCUCCAGAACAAAGCUGCUCUUGAGGUCCGUGCCCUAGGAAGAUGAGGCAUUCCUAUCACUCUGGCUGGCUUGGUGGGUCCUUAGCCUGGGUGCUCAUGCACAAAGGGUCGUGAUAAACCCACACCCUCUCCGUAUGGAGAAGAGAGGCACGGAAGGACACGGUCUCCAUCCUCCGUUUGCUCACAGUUCAGUGGGAGGGAGACGGAGGGUUCAGUGUGCUCAGUGCACGGGGAAGGGGUGGGGGUGGUGGCAGCGAUGCCGAUUUGCCCAAUUAUGAGCUUACAUGCUCAAGGGGGCACGUAUUCUCUGUGUCUGUGGGUCGUAGGGGGCUUCGCUGAGCUUGGCUGUGGAGAUUUCAGGGGACUGGAGGAACAUGUCAGCAGAUGUUUUGAGUCAUUUGAGUUGUGUUUUCCUUUUUGCCUUUAUUGCCCAUAUUUAUUCUCUAAGGUCUGCCUGACCUUUGAGGCUCAAGUUAUUUUCUGAGGAAGCUGCUUCCCCUGUCACAGGGCAGCCCCAUGGGAGACACCUGGCAAGCCAGAUGCCAAAAACCCAAUUUGUCCGCACUCGGCCUGGCCUGACCCCUCACUGAAGUUGGGGUCACAUACCGUGUCCAUUGCUUCCCUGUUAAUGCUUGCCCCACCCCCCAACCCUGGCUGCCAUCUUGUUUUCCCCUUUAAAGUAGACUUUUUCCCUCUCUCAAAUUACUUUUAAGUAUUUUGUACUUUAAAAGUAUCCUGAUCUGAUGAUUUCUUUCGCCUUCAUGGUCCUUUCACAGAAUGUCUCUCAGGGAGUGGGGAUGUGGUUCCCUAGAAUUUAAACUUGCUCUCAGAAAUGAGCACCUUAGAGACCAUAACGGAUUCUCACAAGGUUUAUCAGAUAGCCAUGCCCUCCACCCCUCCAGCAAGGGGGCGAUAUCACAGUCUCCAGACAGAGGCCCUCCCACCAUGGGGUGCAAACAUGCUUCCUGGGUAGUUUUACUGCAACCUCCUUCUCCAGUGGAGAACCACACUGGACUGGUCUGGCCCCCGGGGAGGAGAAGGUAAAGGACUUGCUCAGGGUCACAAAAUAAUGCUGUAGAACCAGGGUUCAGGGCCUCUUAAGUUUGAGCUCUGGACAAGUUGUCUGGGAGCUGGAGUGCUCACGUACUGCCAGACCCUUGGCUUAUAGGGACAGUAGCAGGAGCCCUGGAGGGAGAAGCUCUGGGUUUUCCAACUGAUACUCCCCUAUAUACCAACCAUGCUGCCAUGAGCAAAUUUUCCUGAGACUCUUUUCGACAUUUGUAAAAUAGGGGUGGUGAGCGUACCUCACAAGGCUGUUGUGUUACAUGAAACACCUGUCCCAGUACUGUACUUGGCACAUAGCAGGUGCUCAGUACCUGGUGGCUUCCUCUCUCCCUCCUUCCCUCCAUUCCUCCCUUUACUAAGGACCUGCUCCAAACUCACACCUGGGCCUGACCUUGCUUUGAGGUAGGUCAGGGAGGGGGUCCUGUCAUCAGGGAAUUAACUAUCCUACUGGGAGACAACAACUACCCUACCUGGCUACCCAGGAAACCAUCCACACAAUGGAGGGUGUAGGUAUAGAAGUGUCCCUCCUCCCCCUUCUCCUCCUCACCCCACCUUCCCCCUCCUUGCAGCUCUGGCCUUUCUGCUUAGGAAUGGGCUGAGCACUUGGGCUGCCUCCUGCUGUGUGGACGAGUCUUUUCCAGCUUUCUGAGCCCAUGAAUUCCCAGCUUGCUUUAGGUCCUGAUUUGAUGCAUACAUUGCAAUCUUUGAAUCAUACACAGUGUGAGGAAGGAGCGUUCCACCAGCAAGAGAGAGGCAUUGGUGUGAGACUACACUGGGUAGAUUCUAGCUUUUCAUUUUUAUUAUUAAUAUAAGGGAUCAGAUUAAUGUCAGUGUGAUUUGGGGUCUAUAGAACUUUUAAUUCUGUGUUCUCAUUAUAUGGAAACUAGUAAAAUGCAAAUCAGAGGUUAUUAUUGUUGGUCUGUUGAGAGGUUUCAUAUUUGUGACAGAUAAUUUAAAAAUGGUGACUGAGUGCCACGGGAAAGUCCCCAUCCUGAGGGGAUCGUGUCUUUGUCAGUAGCCAUCUCUUCAUCCUGUAUCAUGAGGUCCCCCAAUCCUUCAAUCACAUAAGCUAUUCACCUUGGUUUGGCGACCUUGAUCUCAGAAGUGUCUGAAACAUGCCUAAUCAAAUUCUGAAUUACCCAAAGAUGAUGUAAAAUUUUAAAAUAAAUGUGUUUUUAAAAAGCU
This is a messenger RNA of Neogale vison (American mink), 4466 nucleotides long. RefSeq names its product ST6 beta-galactoside alpha-2,6-sialyltransferase 1 (gene ST6GAL1). Bases 590 to 1789 code for a protein of 399 amino acids. The transcript is spliced from 9 exons. Gene Ontology annotation, molecular function: sialyltransferase activity. NCBI's taxonomy places the organism in Eukaryota, Metazoa, Chordata, Mammalia, Carnivora, Mustelidae. The record is from RefSeq and is a predicted model, not a curated record.